Molecule: messenger RNA, 2572 nt
Organism: Cuculus canorus (common cuckoo)
Lineage: Eukaryota; Metazoa; Chordata; Aves; Cuculiformes; Cuculidae
Product: acrosin-like
Exons: 5
Coding region: 911-1954 (347 amino acids)
Biological process (GO): proteolysis; acrosome reaction
Molecular function (GO): serine-type endopeptidase activity
Source: RefSeq, a predicted model, not a curated record
GGAUUGUCCUCUUGGACUCAGCACUGGGAAGGCUGUACCUCAAAUCAUGGAUUCAGUUUGGGGCCUCUCAUGCCAAGUAAGAUCUUGAGGGGCUGGAGCAUGUGUGGAGAAGGGAAUGGAGCUGGGGAAGGGUCUGGAGCCCAGGGGUUCAGGGAGCUGCAGAGGGCCCUGGGGCUGUUUGGUCUGGAGAAGAGGAGGCUGAGGGAAGACAUCAUCGCUCUCUGCAGCUCCCGCAAAGGAGGCUGUGGUGAGGCGAGUGUUGUUCUGUUCUCUUCUCCCCAGGGACAAAAGACAGAACAAUAGGGAGCGGACUCAGGUUGUGCUAAAGGAGGUUUAGAUUGGAUAUUAGGAAAAAUUUAUUUCUUGAAAGAGUGGUGAAGCCCUGGCAGAGGCUGCCCAGGGCAGUGGUGGAGUCCUCAUCCCUGUAGAUGUAAAACACCCAAGUUGCUGUGGCACAUUGGGACGUGGCUUAGUAGGCACCGUUGGUGUUGUGUUGGUGGUUGCACUGGAAAAUCUUCAGGACUUUUCCAACCUUAACGAUUCUAUGCCCUUCCCAGAGAGCCUGGGCCGCCACCCUUGGUGUUUCUCUGCUGGCUCUUGGCAGGCAGAGCUCGGAGCCAGGCGCUGCUGCCUGUCCCAGGGCUACACACGCUCACCACAGCAGCAGAGCAUUCAGCAGGGUUUUUUCAGAUGUCCAACCCUACCUCCUGCCUCCCCUCCUGAUUGGAAUGACCCACGUCACUCCCCCUGCCCAAGUUCACUGUACCCAGCACCCAGAACCAGCCCCUCUGUGACAUCAGCUCGGGGCCAAGGGCUCUGCGAGCAGCGUGAGCACUGCAGGCAGUUCGUCGGUUGAUGCCAUACUCGUCACCAGCUCUUGGUUCUUCUACUCCCUCGUGCCACUGGCACCAUGAAUGUUCUUUUUGUCCUCACCCUCCUGGCCCUGUUCUGGCCAGCACAGGGCUCCUGGGACACCUGCGAGACUUGCGGACUCCGGCCCUCGGAUUACCAGAACUAUAGCUCCGCACACGCUGCUGGUGGGAGCGAUGGCCAUCCAGGUGCCUGGCCGUGGAUCGUGAGCGUGCAGCAGAUCCGGGAGGCAGGCGUUGUACACAUCUGCGGAGGGACCCUCAUCCACCCCCAGUGGGUGCUGACAGCAGCCCACUGCUUCGUCAACACCCACAAUGUCCUGAUGUGGCGCGUGGUUGCCGGUAUCAUGCACUUGGCUCAUGAGGGACCUGAGGUCCAAGUGCGCUAUAUUAAACGGAUCCUGGGUCACAAAGGCUACAGCAACAUCACUCAGGCAAAUGACAUUGCCUUGAUAGAACUGGACGAGCCUUUCCAGUGCAGCCCCUACGUGCAGCUCGCCUGCGUGCCAGAUUUCUCCCUGCGAGUCCAGGAGCUGAAGACCUGCUACGUCAGCGGUUGGGGGGCCACCAUGGCCGGAUCUCCUGGAAUGCCUCCUGUGCUGCUCGAGUCCCAGGUCCACCUUCUCAACACACAUGCCUGUAACAGCAGCGGGUGGUACCGUGGAGCCAUCCACCCCCACAACCUGUGUGCGGGAUAUCCACAAGGCGGCAUCGACACCUGCCAGGGGGACAGCGGGGGUCCUCUGGUCUGCCAAGAUCCCCAUGCUAACCACUCCUGGCUGGUGGGAGUGACCAGCUGGGGGAGAGGUUGUGCCAGAGCCCGUCGGCCAGGGGUUUAUACCUCUACGCAAUACUUCCGUGAGUGGAUUGUGGCUCAGAUGGGGAUGGACUUGGCAGGAGCGGCCACUUCAACAGAAUCAGCAAAGACCCAUUUUCUCACCAUCUCAAACCCUGGUGAAGGACCCCAGCCAGAACCAACACAGCGUGCCGUGUCUUCCACCUGCCCGUUUCACCUGGAUAAGCUGAAGGGCGUUUUCGCCCAGCUGCAGAAGGUCCUGAAGUUCUUGAGGGGUGGCAAGGACUGAGCAGCAGGCGAAAGAGGAUGCAGGAUAGGGUGCGUGAUACCACCACUGUGUCCUUCUGAGGCAAUGCCUGCUGCUCCAAAGGCAGCCUCAGGGUCCCAGACCUGCUCCGUCAAUCAAGAAUAAUAAUAAUAUUAAAUAAAAUGCAUACAUAAAAAUACAGAAAAUCGCGUUCCCACUCCUUGAUGACUAUGUCACCACAGAUGCUGCAGAGCAGGCAUUAAGGGAAGGGUCUGAGGAUGGGAGGGAAUUGGACUCAGGAACUCAGGAACUGAAUUCAGGAGAAGAAGCCUGGAGAAGAGAAGGAUCUGAGAAAAAGCCUGGGCUUCUGCCACUGCAUCCCAGAUGACUCCAUCUCCAUUGUUCUAGUCCCUUGGGCAUGCUGAGGCAGUCGCACCCUCCCUAGAAGCUUUCCGCUCUCCCUUGGGAAGCAGGAGGCAGGGAGGUGCUGGGCUGCUGCAGCGCGGGGCUCCUCUCACCCUUCUCUCCAUCUACGGUCUAGCAACCUCCCAGCGUGGCGAAUAACGUGCUAGGAUUCCAUUUCAUUCUAUUCUAGCAUUGUAUUCAGUUAUGGUUCUGUUCUAUUCCAUUCUAUUCCUAUUUCAUUUCAAUUCUUUGCUG